UAAACAGAAAGCACGGUAAUAAGAGUCGAGGUGAACUGAAUUAAGAAAGGGUUUUGAGCAUAAAAUGUCGUCAGAUGAAGAAAGCGUUGAAGACGAAGGUGUUCCAUAUUUAGGAGAAUAUGAGGGCGAUCGAAACGAAGAAGAAGAAAGACAUGGGAAAGGAAAAGCAAAGCUGCCAAAUGGCGAUCUAUAUGAAGGAGAAUAUUCGCAUGGAAAGAGACAUGGUCUUGGAACCUACAAAUUCCAAAACGGAGCGAGGUACACUGGAAGCUACAUGAACGGUAUAAAACACGGCGAGGGAACAUUCCUCUAUCCCGAUGGCUCCAAAUAUGAAGGGUUCUGGCUCAACGAUGUCCGUCAUGGCCGCGGGAAAUACACCUACCCGAACGGGGACAUUUACGAGGGGGAGUGGGCCGACAAUCAGCGUCACGGUCAAGGGGAAUACACUUACAUAGAGACAGGCUCUAAGUACCGGGGAACGUGGGUCCAUGGGAAAAUGGACGAGGUCGGGGAAUUGAUCCAUGCUAACCAUCGGUAUUCCGGGGGAUUUUCGCAGGAUAAACCCAAGGGGAAAGGUAAAUACGUUUUUGAUCACGGCUGUGAGAUGCGAGGGAGAUAUGAACUGGUUGAAGUUGUUCUUGAGCCUGACAACGAGGAAGAAGAAGUCAUUACUGUUCUAGAACCAAAGUGGAGAAUAGAGGAACUUGCGCCACUAGAUUAAACGAGCGAAAUUUUUGGUUGAUUUGUGAUAAACUUUGACCACUAAAUUUUAGAAAAAGCGUUGUAACAUUAUUUCCUUCGAAAUAGAUGAACUCAUGAUCAAAGAUAGUCUCGCUUUUAAUUUUUUUUGUUUUGCUUUUUUUUUAGUUUCUGUUUGUUUUUGUUUUUUUGUUUUGUUUUGUUUUGUUUUUUUUUUUUUUUUUAUUACUGAACCAUUCUAAAAACUUGUACAGCCACGCGAAACCGAUCAGUAAAACACUAAAGUGCAUGAAUCCAAAAAGAUACCCUCCUUGCAGGGAGAAAUAAACAGCACUCUUACACAA
Messenger RNA from Stylophora pistillata, 1043 nucleotides. RefSeq names its product radial spoke head 1 homolog. NCBI's taxonomy places the organism in Eukaryota, Metazoa, Cnidaria, Anthozoa, Scleractinia, Pocilloporidae. The record is from RefSeq and is a predicted model, not a curated record.